This is a messenger RNA of Schistocerca americana (American grasshopper), 393 nucleotides long. RefSeq lists its product as uncharacterized. The record is from RefSeq and is a predicted model, not a curated record. Bases 1 to 393 code for a protein of 130 amino acids. NCBI's taxonomy places the organism in Eukaryota, Metazoa, Arthropoda, Insecta, Orthoptera, Acrididae. The transcript has 2 exons.
AUGGAGGUAGAAUACCUCCAUGCAAAUUAUCGACGAGCCGUACCAGCAGAAGAGAGGCUACCACUAACGCUACGAUUCUUAGGAACAGGUGAAAAUUAUGCUAGCCUCAAUAAUCUAUUUUGUCUCAUUCAGCAUGAAAAUGAAUGGUUACAAAUUGCACUGGGCUUUGAGGAGCAGUGGAAUUCCUCCCACUACCUUGGAGCUAUAGAUGGGAAAUGCUUUGAUAUACUUGCACCUGCAAAUAGCGGAACUGAUUUUUAUAGUUAUGAAAGCUACUUCAGUAUUGUCCGUUUAGGGGUAGCUGAUAGUGACUACCGCAUUAUAUACACAAAUGUUGGGUUUCAAGGACAUAUUUCAGAUGGCAGAGUGCUGAAACACACAAAUAGAAAGUAA